Molecule: messenger RNA, 1056 nt
Organism: Phycomyces blakesleeanus NRRL 1555(-)
Lineage: Eukaryota; Fungi; Mucoromycota; Mucoromycetes; Mucorales; Phycomycetaceae
Exons: 3
Coding region: 1-1056 (351 amino acids)
Source: RefSeq, a predicted model, not a curated record
AUGCCAAAAAAAUACCUCUUUGGGUGGGAUACAGCAUUCGCAAGAUGGUUCGGUGGUGCAAAAUCAGAAAUUAACGAUGUUCAUCUUGAUCACAUUUUGACAGGAAGUACAUGCUCUCCUAUAUCUUUACAAGAUUUUCGAGCAUUUCUCCAAUUGAAAGAACACACGGCCGAAAAUCUCGACUUUUAUUAUUGGUACAUUGGUUACUGUGAACGAUUCAAGCAACUUUCGGAUGAAGACAAGGCAAUGUCACCGCCACCUACAGAAAAGCCUCAUCCAAAGAAUACAAAACAAUUGCCUGCCAUGGAAGAAAAGCAAACCAAGUGUAGCAUGUUUGGUGAGCUAGAUGGAAAUAACCCAGAGAACCUGUCGUCCUUUGUCACUGCUCCCGGAGCAGAAAAGCAACCGUUCAGAGAUGAAGUCAAUACUGUCCUGCGAACAUUCUUUCACCCAGACUCCUUUAAAGAGCUGAACGUUAUUGGUUAUCAGAACAGAUACACAGUCUACUGGGGUACCCGAACCACAAAUCCAGAAGUUUUUGAGGAAGCUCAUCAGCAUAUUCGACAAUUAAUGGAGAAGUCAAGCCUAAAGAACUUUGUUCAUCAUGCAGUACAGAAUAUUCGCUACAGCUGGAUUAUGCUCCAUUAUAUUGGUACCUUUGUCAACUUUAUGCAUGUUGUUUCAGUAUUCUACUAUACAUACACCCACCAUAUGUGUCGGUGGUAUCGAAUACCCAUCUUCCCAUUCACAUUUCUCUUUCUCAUGUCUCUGCUGUCCGGUCGGUCUGGGUUCUGCACAAUUCGGGGAUCAAUGAAAUUUAGACAGACACCUUUGUAUGAGCUAGACCUUCGACGGUCAGAUGGCAUGAAGAAAGCUGACAUUGAGAGUAUUUCUGACCUGACAUCUAUUAUUGACUCUAAUGUGAUCCGAAAACAACGGACAAUGAUUUUUCACAUCUGGACAUCUUCACUCCUAUUAGCAAUAUGUACUACUAUCCCUGCUCUGGUUAUAACAAAUGAAAAUGAUCCACUGCCACCACCACUACCACAAGCCUAG